This is a messenger RNA of Diabrotica virgifera virgifera (western corn rootworm), 653 nucleotides long. RefSeq lists its product as uncharacterized. The coding region runs from base 24 to 581 and encodes 185 amino acids. The record is from RefSeq and is a predicted model, not a curated record. Lineage: Eukaryota; Metazoa; Arthropoda; Insecta; Coleoptera; Chrysomelidae. The transcript has 4 exons.
UCACUUUUAAAUCAUUUGUAAAAAUGACUAAGUUGACUAUAGUUCUUUGCGGUUUAUUCAUUGGAAUUUCAGGUGAUAUUGAUAUAUUUAGGCCAAAGACUAUACGGUUUAAUGUAUUCAGAGGAAGAUGUUCAGAAUAUCCGAGCGCUCCAAUUACCUACUCUAACGUUCAGUUCAGCAAUAUUAACCGAGCUCUAUUUCUUUCAAUGAAGGUACAUAUUAAACGAAACAUUAACUCGGAAGAUCUGAAGUUACAUUUACACCUAAAAAGAUGCAACAGUAAUGAUGCCCUAGACACAUGCGAAACAUACAAUACUGUUAAAUUAAAUCAUUUUUGUAAAAUUCUUGUUGCUGAUGAUAAACCGUGGACUCCAUUUAGAAAAUUAUUUAAUCCACCACCAGGAGGAUGUCCUCUUAGGAAGGGAGAAUUUGAAGUUAAUAAUGGAACUUUCGACGGUGGAGCAUUAAGUGCAUUUCCUAUUUCUAAUUUUUAUUGGAAAGUUACCGUACUUAUGCUCACAGAUCCUGGAGAUGAAGUUGUGAUGUGUAAUAAAGUGGAAGGUCAAAUAGCUCCAAUUUAGGAAGCCAAUUUAUUUUUUUAACUUCUCUCAUGGUUAUUAUGUAGGUAUAAUUAAUAAAAGGUGUACCUAGUA